AUGUUUCUCACCUCGCUGAACCUCACCCUUGUCACCGCAGCGAUAGUACUCGCAUCGCCAACUCACGCUCACACGGGCAACACUAACAACAUUGAAUGGUUCACCUGCGAUCCAGCUACGAUCGGCAAUGCGAGCAUCUCGUGCGGUUUCUUCCAAGUCCCACUUGAUUACCAAGACCCCUCCGCAGGCAAAGGACGUAUCGCGUUCGGAAUACUGAAUGCGACCGUCCCCGCGUCGGAGAAGCUGGGAACGGUGUUCUUCAACCCGGGUGGCCCGGCGUUGUCGGGGAUCCUUAGCAUUGCGCUCAACGCCGACCUCCUACAGACGCUCACCGCCGGGCUUUACGACAUCGUCGGCCUCGACACACGGGGCACCGGGAAUCUGACUAUCCCUGGGGACGUGUUCUGCUUCGACAACCCAGAAGAGCAGGACGACUUCUUCGCCGGCACGAUUCAGGACACAGGCAUCGCAUACACGGGACGGUUUACAGACCCCGAGGACGUCUCGGUGCUCCUCGCGCAGGCCCCGCUCAUGCAGCACAAGUACAAGACGCUUGGGCAGCGCUGCCUCGAGCACUCAAGUGGGCACCUCCUCAAGUACGUCGGCUCCGCGGCGACCGCACGGGACGUGGCUGGCCUUGCGGACGCGCUCGACGGUGAGGGCAGCGCGAUCAAUUUUGUUUCGGUCUCGUACGGGACCUUGGUCGCGAUGUGGCUGGCGAACAUGUUUCCCGAACGCGUGGGCCGCUUCGUCCUCGACGGCGUUCUCGACCCCGUCUUCGUCGCCACUCAAAGCCUCUCCCUUCAUUGGUCCCAUCAGCUCGUCGAUGUCGACAGCGCAUACACCGCCUUCCUCACCGGCUGCUCGCUCGCCGGACCCGCCGGCUGCUCGAUCGCACCCCAUGUCAACUCCUCCGCCUCAGACGUCGACAGCGCAGUCAACGCGCUCCUUCAGACCGCGCACGACGCGGAGCGCGCGAACUCGUCAGUACCCGUGACUUCGGGCGACAUCCGCAUGGAGCUAUAUGGGAUGCUGUUCAACCCGACCGAUUGGGCAUCGUUCGCGAACGACGAGUGGCCCCAGUUCGUGGCCGCUGUGGGAGGCGAGACGGGAGCAAACACAUCGACGAGGACGGAAGUGCGCCGAGGUAUGCACGUGCGCCGUGGGCACGGCUCUCAAGAAGAUGCCACUACGCCCUUGAGCGGGACCGCAAUCCAGUGCGGGGACAGCGUCGACGUCCGUGACCCCAGCAUGCGCGCCGUGUUCAACAACCUGAUCGCCGCCGCGCGCAACGUUUCCCGCAUCGCUGGGGCCGCGUGGCCCGCACAGGAGUACAUGUGCGACUUCUGGCCGGUGCGCGCGGUCGAACGAUACGAAGGCCCGUUCAACAAGACGCUCGCGAGCCCGGUUCUGGUGCUUUCGAACGUGUUUGACCCCAUCACCCCACUGGCGGGCGCUCGAGAGAUAAUAACUCUGCUGGGAAGCCAAGCGCGGCUUGUCACUCAGCGAGGCAUUGGGGUAGUCGUCGUUGCACACCACCAACUCGGAGCCCCCUUCGGCAUGUUUAUCGAGACCGUGGUUGGGUACAUUGUCAACGGCACGCUGCCCGCCGACAAUAGCGUAGUGUGUCCAGUCGCCGAGGACUUUGAGCCGUUCGCAGGGGUAAACACGGAAAUGAUCUUUGCGGCCAUGAGUCUGUGA
Epithele typhae is the source of this 1701-nucleotide messenger RNA. Its product is annotated as alpha/beta-hydrolase. Bases 1 to 1701 code for a protein of 566 amino acids. Lineage: Eukaryota; Fungi; Basidiomycota; Agaricomycetes; Polyporales; Epitheliaceae. The transcript has 13 exons. The record is from RefSeq and is a predicted model, not a curated record.